Erigeron canadensis is the source of this 1105-nucleotide messenger RNA. Its product is annotated as senescence-specific cysteine protease SAG39-like. The record is from RefSeq and is a predicted model, not a curated record. The transcript has 2 exons. Gene Ontology annotation, molecular function: cysteine-type endopeptidase activity. Gene Ontology annotation, cellular component: lysosome. The coding region runs from base 80 to 1105 and encodes 341 amino acids. Lineage: Eukaryota; Viridiplantae; Streptophyta; Magnoliopsida; Asterales; Asteraceae.
UUCUAUAUAAAGGCAACCUCUCUUGGAAGACUUCACUCCAACUAGUUUGUUUCCCUUGACUCUUAUAGCUAUCAGCAGUAUGUCGUCCACAAACCGUCCAUCCAUUGCCUUUUUAGUUUUACUCUUCCUCUCAGCUACUUUGAUAUCUAAUACAGCAUCCCGGUUGCUACCUGAAACAUCAAACCACGAGAGCCAUGAGCAAUGGAUGGCUCGUUAUGGACGUGUAUACAAGGAUGCUGAUGAGAAAGAACUACGUUCAAAGAUUUUUCAAGAGAAUGUUAAGUACAUAGAGUCAUUUAAUAAUGCAAUGAACAAAAGUUACAAACUAGCGGUCAAUGAGUUUGCAGACCUUACAAAUGAAGAAUUCAGGACCACAAGGAACCGAUUCAUGGCCCAUGAAUGCUCCCCAUCUACCUCUGCUUUCAGGUAUGAAAAUGUGACAGCAGUUCCAUCAUCAAUGGAUUGGAGAAAGAAAGGUGCAGUAACACCUGUUAAAGACCAAGGCCAAUGUGGAUGUUGCUGGGCAUUUUCAGCCGUGGCAGCUAUGGAGGGAAUAACCCAACUAACAACAGGUAAAUUAGUGUCUCUAUCUGAACAAGAGCUCGUGGACUGUGAUACUAGUGGUGUAGACCAGGGAUGUGAAGGUGGUCUUAUGGACAACGCCUUUGAUUUCAUCAUAAACAAUAAAGGACUCACUACAGAGAGCAAAUAUCCUUACAAAGGAGUUGAUGGAACCUGCAACAGCAAUGCGGCAUCUAACCACGCUGCAACCAUAACGGGCCAUGAAGAUGUUCCAGCUAAUAGCGAAAGUGCACUGUUGAAGGCUGUAGCUAGUCAGCCAGUGUCUGUUGCCAUUGAUGCUAGUGGGUCCGACUUCCAGUUCUACUCUAGCGGGGUGUUUACAGGAGAGUGUGGCACGGAACUUGACCACGGUGUUACUGCAGUUGGUUAUGGAACGAGUGAUGACGGGAUUAAGUAUUGGCUGGUAAAGAACUCCUGGGGAACAAGCUGGGGUCAAGAAGGUUACAUAAUGAUGCAAAGAGAUGUUGAUGCUAAGGAAGGUAUUUGUGGCAUUGCCAUGCAGGCUUCCUACCCCACUGCAUAA